UGGCGUGCCGGAGGGGCUGCGGCACGCGAUGCUGGAGGCGGCCAAGCAGUUCUUUGACCUUGAGGAAGAGGACAAGGCGGAGCUCCGCGGCGAAACCGUCUUGGACCCCAUCCGAUACGGCACCAGCAGUUCCAUCCGAUACGGCACCAGCGUCAACCCCAAGGUGGAGGUCGACGUCCGGUAUUGGAGAGACUUCCUCAAGCUGGCCGUGCACCCGCAGUUCCAUUCUCCAGCGAAGCCACUCUGUUUCAGGUGGUUAAUUCCGAAGCCAUGUUUAUUUCGAUUAUGGCACUGAAAACGAUCCAAUUUGGCAAUUUUUUACUCUGUUUCAGCGAUGUAUUACGCGAUUACGCGACUUGCACGAGGAGAGUGGGCAUGGAGCUGCUCAAAGGCAUAUGGGAAAGCUUGGAGUUGGAAGAGAACGACAUGAACAGGGCCUUGAAGCUCGACUCAUGCUUCCAAGUCUUCAUUGCCAACUUGUACCCUCCCUGCCCACAGCCGGAGCUAGUCUUCGGCCUUCCUCCGCACUCCGACCACGGCCUGCUCACGCUCCUCCACCAGAACGGCGUCGACGGCCUCGACGUCGAGCACGGAGGCAAGUGGGUCUACGUCAAACCCCUCCCCGGCUCCUUCCUCGUGAACGCCGGCGAUCAUAUGCAGAUUGUUACCAAUGGGAGAUACAAGAGCGCGCUGCACCGAGCCAUGGCCAACGGCAAGAGCACGAGGGUGUCGGUGGCGAUGGUCGUGGGGCCUUCCCUGGACACGGUGGUGGAGCCGGUGGCAGCUCUGGUUAGCUCGGAGAGGCCGGUCAUGUACAGGGGAUGGAGCUACAAGCAAUUUCUGGAGUGCCAACAGGGGAAUCAGCUCAAAGAGAAGACUAUGUUGGAACUACUCCAACUUUAGCGAUCAUGAAGAUGUAAAUUGACUUGCAGUAGUAAUAAUGUUGAAGGGGUGCUCGUGCUGUUACUUGCAACCUAAAGAUAACGGUUUUAGUCGUGAU
Molecule: messenger RNA, 1000 nt
Organism: Zingiber officinale
Lineage: Eukaryota; Viridiplantae; Streptophyta; Magnoliopsida; Zingiberales; Zingiberaceae
Product: 2-oxoglutarate-dependent dioxygenase 19-like
Exons: 2
Coding region: 271-903 (210 amino acids)
Source: RefSeq, a predicted model, not a curated record